GGAUCCUGGUCCAUUCCACCCUCGAUGGCCUUCACUCGAGCCCAGAAACGUGCGAAAACGCCACAUCUACCGACAGAGCUACUUGCCGCGAUUGCACGCCAAUUGUCGUUGGAUGAACUGACGUCCCUUUGUCGAGCCAACAGACAGUUGCACGAAAUUGCCAUCCGCGAGCUCUAUCGGAGCAUGCACAUAUCGUUCUGCGCGUCCAACUCCCGUUUCGGCUCAAGUUCUUCCAAGUCAAGCAAGACGGAGUUGGUUAGGGUAAAGAAGACAAACUUGUCUGAAGACAUGCGUCGUCUAUGCGAGACCUUGCUCGGAGACUCUGAAAAAGCAGGUCAAGUUCAAUGCAUUGUACUGAAAAAUAUCGACGCUGCGAUGUCGGACUCCCAGUUGUUGGUAGACGCUUUGACGAAGUUGCCAUCUCUGAAAGUGCUCCGCAUCUCCUAUCGUGGGUCUUGGAAUUUUCAUCCACCAUCGUCUGUGUCGGUCAAAAAACCUAUCAAUCGUUGGGAGAAAUUCUUCAGUGGUGCCGCUACUCCCCUCCUCCGAACCCUCGAGCUGCACGUGGAUGAUAUCAAACCAAGUUCCCUGCUCGCGUUCCUGCGUUUACAUCCUUCACUGGAAGCUAUCGAUUUUCAUUCGGCUGUCCAGUAUAAGACGUGCGCGACGAAGGGGAUCCAUUCCGACUCACUUCCUCAGCUCUCGUGCCUCUCGUGCCCUGUCAACUGGCUUCGUUGGAUGCCGUCUAGCGGUUCUCUGACGACUCUGUCGUUGUACGGCAUAAUUAAAGUCGGAACUCACGAUUCGCUGCUCCUCACAAAAGAAAAAUUACGUCCUUUGACAAGCAUACCCAGCUUGAAACAUUUAUCAAUCCACCUUGCGUCUUCUCCAAAGGGCACGAAUUUGAUCACGUGCAUUGGGAGCUUUGUCCCGGAAUUGGAGGAAUUAGUCAUUAAAUUGUCCCUUUGCCUUUGUGCGGCGUAUUUUUUAUCGGAUAUGUCCAACAUAGAGUUUCUGUCCUCCUUCUCAACCUUCAAGAAACUUUCGUUCUUAAAAGUCACAGUCGAUAAACGUCAGCCUCUACAACGUGCCAUUUUGGCUCUUCAUCAGAAAAGGUUGGGAAAUGGUCAGAGAUUGAAAACGAUAAGCGACGAAUGUUCGACACUGGAUCAGAUCGUUCUACAAGGAGGAUGUCACGUUCGCGAGAUUU
Molecule: messenger RNA, 1210 nt
Organism: Stereum hirsutum FP-91666 SS1
Lineage: Eukaryota; Fungi; Basidiomycota; Agaricomycetes; Russulales; Stereaceae
Exons: 4
Molecular function (GO): protein binding
Source: RefSeq, a predicted model, not a curated record